Aphidius gifuensis is the source of this 1952-nucleotide messenger RNA. Its product is annotated as SET and MYND domain-containing protein 4-like. The transcript is spliced from 3 exons. NCBI's taxonomy places the organism in Eukaryota, Metazoa, Arthropoda, Insecta, Hymenoptera, Braconidae. Gene Ontology annotation, molecular function: protein binding. Bases 15 to 1952 code for a protein of 645 amino acids. The record is from RefSeq and is a predicted model, not a curated record.
UUAAAAAAUUAAACAUGGAAUCAAGAACAAAAGAAAAAUAUGAUGAUGGUGGUGGUGGUGGUGGUGAUAAUGCAAAGUGGACAAUUGAUAUGAUCAAGACAAUAAUGCUUGAUCUUUCAAAUAAUUCAAAAUUAAAAGAUGAAAAACGUAUCAAGAAAAUUCUUGAAGAUUUAAACAAUGGAUCAUCAGGUUGGAUUAUACCCACGCCAAUAAUUGAAUCAAAAAAUGCUUUAAAAUCUAUUGCACAUCGUAAUGAGGGUAAUGAUUAUUUUAAAUCAAAUGAUCUUGAUAAAGCUUGUGAAGCAUAUACCAAAAGUGUUGCCUGGGCAAAAGCCAACAGUGAGGAACUUGCAAUGGCAUAUGCCAAUAGAUCAGCUGUUCUUUUAAAAGCUAAAUUGAUUUCUUAUUGUCUUGAUGACAUCCAGCGUGCUCUAGAUAAUGGUUAUCCAGAUAGAUUAAAAUCUAAAUUGUAUUUUCGCCAAGCAACUUGUCUUCGAAUCUUAAAUGCUGAUGAUAAUUGUGCUAUUGAUGAAGCUCUAUCACAAACUCAACAAUGGAUUGAAAAAAUGAAUGAAAAAGAUCAAUUAAAUAUGAAUAAAAUGCUUAAAGAAUUCCAAGCUACCAAGACAAUUGAUAAAACAAAUUACAAGUGGGAUUACCAAGGAAUAGCACCAAAAUUAAAAGGUGAAAAUCCCAUGAUUCCAGGUUUGUCUGAUGCAGUAACAUUAAAAUACUCUGAUGAAUUUGGUAGACACAUGAUUGCAACGAAAGACAUAAAACCUGGUGAUGUUUUAAGUGUACAAAAACCAUAUGCCAGUAUUAUCAAUGCCAGUAUGAAAUACGAACUCUGUUGGCACUGUGGUAAACAAACAUGGUCAGGUUUACCAUGUAACAAUUGUCCAGAUGUUAUUUUUUGCUCAAAAACUUGUCAACAAAAUUCAAAUGAUUGUUAUCAUGAUAUUGAGUGUAAUAUAAAUAAAAAAAUAAAAUCAUUUGGCUUGCCUAAUAGUUUAUCAAUGGGUGUUAGAUUAACAAUAAUGGCCUUGAAAGAGUCAAACAAUUGUGUUGAAAUUUUGAAGGAUAAUAUUGAUAAAAUAAAUCAAACAAGUGAUCCAUUGACAAAAGGAUUUACAAAUGGUAAAUUGGAUCCUGAUAAAUAUGCAAGUGUUUACAGCUUAAUAUCUCAUUGUUACAAAAAUCUUGAAAAAGAGUCAACGUCACUUGUUGGUUGUAUAAUCACUGGAUAUUUUUUGAUGCAAACAAACAAAGCCAUUGAAAAUUGCAGUGGUAAUUUAAAGCUAUUAAAAGAAAAUGAAUUGUUUGUAUUUAUUGUUGGACUUAUUGAACGAAAUAAUUGGAUAAUGGCUGUGAAUAUAUUUGAAGCUGGUUUUUUUACUGAUGGACAGGAUGCUUUGCCAUCAAUGACAGUGAUAGCACCAGGAGCUAGUUUUUAUAAUCACAGUUGUAAUCCAAUGAUUAAUCGAAAUAUUUGUGGUGGUUAUAUGAUCAGUACAGCAAUUUGUCCAAUAAAAAAAGGUCAACAAAUAUUUGAGACAUAUGGAGAAGCAUAUUUUACAGAAGAAAAAAAAGAAAGACAAGUAUAUUUGAAUGAUCAUCAUUUUAUUUGUAAAUGUGAAGCUUGCAUAAAUAAUUGGCCGAUUCCUGUUAAUAUUGAUAUUUCAAAAGUAACUCCUGAUCAUGAAAUAUCUCGAGUUGAAAUUGUCAAGUUGUCAAGAGAAAUUUCACAAUUAUCAAGUAUUUCUUAUGAUUUUUAUCGUGAAAAUAAUAAAAUUAAAGAUAUUUCUGAGUCAUUGAAUGAAGGUAUACGACUUGCUGUGGUUUUACGUCAAUUAUUUAAACAAAAUUCGCUUGAAGUUGUUGAAACUAUCAGAGUGUUGAUGAGAAUUAUUCGUUUGGCAACAAUGGUACCAUUUGUCUCACUUCAAAAAUAA